Messenger RNA from Oncorhynchus nerka (sockeye salmon), 1923 nucleotides. RefSeq names its product paired box protein Pax-6-like. Gene Ontology annotation, biological process: anatomical structure development; regulation of transcription by RNA polymerase II. The record is from RefSeq and is a predicted model, not a curated record. NCBI's taxonomy places the organism in Eukaryota, Metazoa, Chordata, Actinopteri, Salmoniformes, Salmonidae. Gene Ontology annotation, molecular function: RNA polymerase II cis-regulatory region sequence-specific DNA binding; DNA-binding transcription factor activity, RNA polymerase II-specific. The transcript has 6 exons. The coding region runs from base 165 to 1040 and encodes 291 amino acids.
UUCUAAGUGACCCCAAACUUUUGAACGGUAGUGUAUGUACCUUAUCACUUAUUUCCUCUACCUUUCUCUCCUCUUCCUCCCCCUCUCUUUAUCUCCUCCUCCCCGUCUUCCAGUAGUUCUGAUCUGUGUACUUAUUGGAGGAGAGAAGGUGAAGGGGAAGUGUUAUGUGUGAGAAACUCAGCAUGCUGAAUCUACAGAACACAUCCAGCUGGACUGGGCCAAACAACUGGUACCAUCAACCAACACAGCACGAUGGCUGUGUGGUGGAUGACGUGAGUGUGCGGAUGGUAGGAGGAGGAGAAGGAGUGCAAAGAGAGAGGGAUGAGGCAGAUGACGCACAGCAUCACCUCCAGCUGAAGAGAAAGCUCCAGAGGAAUCGCACUAGUUUCACCCAGGAGCAGAUUGACGCGCUGGAGAAAGAGUUUGAACGGACACAUUACCCAGAUGUCUUUGCCAGAGAGAGAUUGGCAGCUAAAAUCGACCUUCCAGAGGCUCGCAUUCAGGUGUGGUUUUCCAAUCGGCGAGCCAAAUGGAGGAGGGAGGAGAAGUUGCGCAAUCAGAAGAGAUCAGGGGGCGGGACUUCCUGUUCUCAGGCACACGCCCCCCUCAGCACCUCCUUCAACACAGGUGUCUAUCACUCUCACCAUGGCAACAGCUCAGCCUCAAUGCACAGUCGCAGUGACAACUCUCUCUCAGGCUACGGCUCUCUCUCAGUCUUCUCCAAUAUGCAGUCAUUGCCACCCCAGUCCGCUCCUUCUUACCCCUGCAUGCUCCCUCCCUCCCCCUCCUCUCCUCCCCCCCUGGCCCGGAAGUUUGACUCCCUCUCUUACCCCUCUCCUCACCUGCCUCCCCCUCACUCUGCCAGCUCCAACACAGGUGAGUCUCUGCAGCAUGUGUGCAUGUGUGUCUGUGAAGAUCUAGUAUUUAGUUUAGGUGCCACUUUGCCAACUCAUCCUUCUUGUCUUUGUUUCUCUUUCUCUUUGUCUCUCUGUCUCUCUCUGUCUGUCUCCCAGGAUAUCUCUCUCUGGUGUGUCGGGUAGUGAGCAGGACUUAGGUCAGUACUGGACCAGACUCCAGUGAGAAUAACAAAGUUACGGCAUGACACUAGAUCACCACCAAACCUGCCAGUAUCUGAAGAUCCACCUAUUCACUGUGACUGUGACAGACUAAGAUACGCAAACACCCAAUCCGUUACAAUCCAAAGCGAUUACAAUCAGUCAUUCUAAUAAUGACAAAAACUACCAAUAAAAGUAUCAAUGACCUGCAACAGCCAAUGACAAUCAUGGAUGGGCCAUGGAACCACCAAUGACAAUCUAGUAUUGGCCUGAAGCAGCCGAUGACAAUCAAGUAUUGGUACUGGACUAGUAAUUACAAUUAAGCUUGAUCUCAGCGUACAAUGCCAUCAAAUGAUGAACUGGAACUGGAUCCCAGCAGAUUCACUCACUCUUUCACUCACUCACUCAAUCCUUUUGAUGUUUGUUCAGAUCAAACAGACAAUCAAGCAUUGAAAUGAAAUCCCCAAUCAUAGUCAAGCAUGGAUUUCAUUUAAUCAAUGACAGUCCAGCAGGGAUUAGUGUAACCAAUGACCUAGGAGAGUUGAAGACAAUCAAAAACCAAUACUAGUGAAUAAGGAUGUUACUGUGAUGCCAUAUUUUUGUCCUCCUCCUCUCUCCAUUCCUUUCUUUCAAUCGGACUUUUGCAAUCCUACCCCUUCUAAAAUCCUUUCCUUCACCUGUACAUUUAGCAGUGUGUGUGUGUGUGUGUGCGUGUGUGAGUGUAUGUGCAGGCAUGAGUGAGUGUUUGUAUGUGUGUAGUUGCAUUUCGUGUAUGUGUGUGUCUUUAAACUGCUAAUCAUUUUAGUGUAUUCCCUUUUUGUGAAGCUGUUUGAACAAAGAAAUAAAAUCUAAAUGUGAAACUAAACAA